This is a messenger RNA of Aureobasidium pullulans EXF-150, 844 nucleotides long. Its product is annotated as ribosomal protein L13. Bases 24 to 632 code for a protein of 202 amino acids. Gene Ontology annotation, biological process: translation; negative regulation of translation. The record is from RefSeq and is a predicted model, not a curated record. Gene Ontology annotation, molecular function: structural constituent of ribosome; mRNA binding. Gene Ontology annotation, cellular component: cytosolic large ribosomal subunit; ribosome. NCBI's taxonomy places the organism in Eukaryota, Fungi, Ascomycota, Dothideomycetes, Dothideales, Saccotheciaceae. The transcript has 5 exons.
CACCCCAUCACAGACCAGCAACGAUGUCGGAAUUUCAGCCUGUCAUCGUCAUUGACGGCAAGGGACACUUGCUCGGUCGCCUGGCCAGCACUGUCGCCAAGCAGCUCUUGAACGGCCAGAAGAUCGUUGUCGUCCGCUGCGAGGCCCUCAACAUCUCUGGAGAGUUCUUCCGCGCUAAGCUGAAGUACCAGGCUUUCCUGCGCAAGCAGACGCGUUACAACGCUUCCCGUGGUGGUCCCUGGCACUACCGCGCUCCCUCCAAGAUGUUCUGGCGCACCGUCCGUGGUAUGAUCCCUCACAAGACUGCCCGUGGUGCCGCCGCUCUUGAGCGCCUGAAGACCUUCGAUGGUGUUCCUCCCCCAUACGACCACAAGAAGCGCAUGGUCGUCCCCCAGGCCCUCCGUGUCCUCCGCCUCAAGCCCGGCCGCAAGUACUGCACCGUCGGCAGACUCGGCCACGAGUUCGGCUGGAAGUACCAGGAUGUUGUUGCCAGACUCGAGGAGAGAAGAAAGGUCAAGGGUGCUGCCUACUACGAGCGCAAGAAGGCCGCUCGCCGUUCGCUCGCCGAGGCCCAGAAGACCGCCAAGGUCGACGACAAGGUCAAGACCGAGCUCGCUUCUUACGGUUACUAAAUGUGGCUGGAGAGUCGAAGUUCUUUGUCGCGUCCAACCUGCUCCCUUUGAGCACUCAUAACGUCGGUGUAGUGCUUAGGGGAGCGUCAAGCCCACACCCAUAAUGGCUUGCUUUGUUUCUAUGUUCAGCGAUUUGGGGCUAGGGAAAACAAAAACGAAACGCUUUUCAGAAAUGGCACAAGCCGAAAAAGUCAUGGCACUCUCAACAAUAC